This is a messenger RNA of Dermacentor andersoni, 4645 nucleotides long. Its product is annotated as oxytocin receptor-like. The record is from RefSeq and is a predicted model, not a curated record. Lineage: Eukaryota; Metazoa; Arthropoda; Arachnida; Ixodida; Ixodidae. Gene Ontology annotation, molecular function: vasopressin receptor activity; peptide binding. Gene Ontology annotation, biological process: G protein-coupled receptor signaling pathway; cellular response to hormone stimulus. Gene Ontology annotation, cellular component: plasma membrane.
GCAGAUCGUAAAAUAUUUCGUGUCUGACAAAUACGUAUUAGGCUUAUUUUAUUUAUGUAAAGAACAACACGCUGCAAUACACGAUUUAAUCUCGCACAUCACCACACAUUAAAGAAUAAUCUUUCGUGACAAUAGUUACAGCGAUCGGACGGGCACGUUUGGCUCAUUCCAUAGCUCAUAAAUGCUGUUCGCCGUAAAACAACCGCAAAUAUAUUAACAUGCGCGGGACUCAGACAAACAUAGAAACAUAUUCAGUGGUUGGUAAAAAGCAUUUAAUAAGGACUUUUCUACGCAGGAACAUUGAACGCACACAUGUGUGUAAUGGCCCGAAAGCAGCGCACUACUACGGUUCAAGAAAAUUCCGGCAGCUAACUCCAACCGUUAGGAUGCAUAUGUUCAGUAGUCUUCAAACAAUUACGUUCUGGAAUGCGAAGCGUAUGCAAACGCAAAUUACGUCGUACAAGUUGUCGUGAAUGCGCUCGGGGUGGUGUCGUAAUGGAUCGGCCGAUAGUAAACAGAAAGAAAACCUACAACGACAUGUGUAAGCAACAUCAAGCGAUAAUAUACAUCCACAAAGAGUGCAAUUGCAUGUAACCUAUUAACAGCAAUAUAAUAUAUUAGGCAAAAUAAACGAAGCGACUUAACGUACAUCGUAAGCGAUGGAGAAAUAGAGAAAAGAAAUCUUGACAGACCGCAUUAUUAACAUUGUACACAGCAUAAUACGAAUAGUUUCAAGUACAAUCACGCGCAUUUAGUAACCGAACAAAAAAAAAAAAGAAAGAAACAGAAACAACUCGCAGUUGCGACACGAAGAGCCCAAAGGUAUCGAAUCAAUAGCCUUGGCGUUGGAACAGCCACGCGGCGCCAAACAUGCGAAUUCGAAGGAAGAAGGAAUCUAGGGAAUUUGUGGAGGCAAUGCCUGAAGGAGAGCACCGCGCUAGGGAAACUAUGUGGGGAAGCCUAGGGAACGAAGUUAGAAGCUGCGGGAGAAACGGGGAAAAUUUUCAGUGGGAGGGAUGGAUAGAGAGAGACGAGAGAGAGAGAGAGACAGAAAGAAGAUGGGAGGAGGCAAGACGCGAUGAAUUGAGUUUUGCGUAGGGAGUGCGUUCUCAGUCGCAGUAUUGGCGGCGAACUCAGCGUGUCGUCUGCUCGGCUGGGAAGUGCGAAGAGCGCGCCGUGCUAGGAAGUUCGUGCGCUGUGGAACCUUAAACGCCGGAAGGGAGAAGGGAUACAACAUUUAUUCUUGUCUUUGCGGAAGUGUCGACACAAAGCGAAUAGCAAAUUUUUUCGCGUCCUGGACUUUGUGGUGGUGCAGCACAGCAAGUGGUAUCACUAAAUCUUCGGGCAUAUUCUCUGCGAUAAAGGUAGCAGAAACCAUGAAUCUCGUGGACGACGCGCAUGACCUGCUUGAGCCUACGGCGUCGGGGCCAGCGCCGGCCGACGCCAACGAGUCGACCAGCAGCGAAAACAUCACCGAACUGCAGAACGCCGUGCAUCGCGACGAGUCGCUGGCGCUCAUCGAACUCGCCGUGCUCACCUUCAUUUUUGCGCUCACCGUGGUCGGAAACUUGUGCGUUCUGGUGGCCCUAAACGCGCGCCGCUCCAAGAUGACGCGCAUGUACUACUUCCUGGUACACUUGUGCGUCUCCGACCUUACCACCGCCUUCUUCACGGUGCUGCCUCAGCUCGGCUGGGACGCCACGUACCGUUUCCGGGGCGGGAACUUCUUCUGCAAGUGCGUCAAGUACGGCCAGAUUCUGGGCCCUUAUCUCUCCUCGUACGUGCUCGUGGUGACGGCCGUGGAUCGGUACCAGGCCAUCUGUUUCCCGCUAUCCAACUGCUCCUGGACACCGACCAAGUCUAAGCUCCUGGUGUCGCUAGCCUGGGCCGUGUCGCUGCUCUGCUGCUUGCCUCAGCUAUUCGUCUUCAGCUACCAGGAGGUGGCGCCGGGCGUGUACGACUGUUGGGGCACCUACAUCGAGCCGUGGGGCCUGCGCGCCUACGUCACGUGGUACGCCCUGAGUGUCUUCUUCAUCCCCCUGUUGGUGCUCGUCUUCACAUACGUCUGCAUCUGCCGUGCCAUCUGGCAGAACCUGUACCUUAAGCGAAAGAGCUCGGACGUCGAAGGACGUGGCAAAGCGUACCGCUUCAAGAGCCCGCAGGGGAGUGCUGCGGCCGACACCGACUCGUCUUUGCACAUGCGGGGCCCCCUGGUGCCUCGCAGUCACUCGUCAGCCCGAGGCCUGUCCAGGGCCAAGAUUAAAACGGUGAAGAUUACCGUGGUGGUGAUCAGCUUCUACAUCAUCUGCUCGUCGCCCUUCAUCUGCGUCCAGAUGUGGAUGUACUGGGGCACGGGCCUCGACAUGAGCGACGCCUGGACAAAUGCUACGGUGACCAUCCUGAUGCUGCUAAACAGCCUCAACAGUUGUGUCAACCCGUGGAUCUACCUGUUCUUCAACCGGAACCUGGUGCAGGCACUGAGGCAGCAGGUGUGUUGCUGCUGCUGCCGCCAGGACAGGACGGUCGACGGAUCCAACCCACGUGGCACGGGUGGACUCCUCCCUGAAAUCACAACCCAGGGCACCGACAUCAACAUCAGCCGCCAGAGCUCGCCGGUCUGCUCGACACCGCGCAAGACCUUCGACAACAUCGACAUGGGCGUCCGAAGGCACACCUAGCGGCGCGCCAACGGCGACGCCGCCGCGCGCACAGAACGGGGUGCACGCAUGCGGAUGUCGUCGCCUUGCGCAAUACCGAUGCUGGAUCUGCACGUGACCGCCUGCGCUGAGACCGAGCGCAGGAGUUGAGCUUAGUGCGCUGACCUUUCAGCCGCCCUGGCAGGACACGUGACUCGAACAGCUUGCCCUCUGGGCCCGUGACCUGCAUGCUCAAGCAAUACAGAGAGAACAUUGCGACUGGAAAUUCGAGUGACACCGUUUCAAGUGACGUGCAAUGAGUACUGUGAAGAAUUUUGAGACCUUAGCACCGGCUGUCACCAAUGAAGAAACCUAUUAGCGUGCUGCUCAGCGCGCGUAGUUGAAUUUCCCGGCAUCACCUGAAUACGUUAUCCGAGAUGUGUGUAUUGCCUACCUCUUUCUUCGUCAUCGUUUUCAUUACUACCCUCUCUACCGAUGAGACCUUUUGUGAUGACAUUUGUUCCAGGCUAGGCACGUAGGAGAGGAGACCGAGAAAAGUACCUUAAGAAAAAGAAGCCAAGUUCCUGCGGACGCAGUGUGACGGAGAUUAAGUUUAAGCCGGUCAGUCAUAAAGCACACCGGCAAUAACCGUAGUAGGGUGCAAUCUUCGAAUUAUGCCGCAAAAGUUCCACAGAAUCAGGUGAUCAAGGAUACUGGGGAUUGCUGAGCCAGCCUUUACAAGUAAAGGUGGUAAUGGCCCGGUGUGUUCCACGUUACCGCUGUGAGUGCGACUCGCGUGAGUUGAAGUGUCAACAUCGCAAUGCCACAAAAACAACGUAAGCGCCAGCAUCAACGAAGCAGACCUACCGCUACAAAUGCCUUCGUGUGUUCUCAAUGGAUCUCACCUGUAGAUUGGGGCUCCUUCCCGAUGGCUUCGCAUCAGGCGUUCGCUCUUCAAUGAACCAACGAAGCAACCUCCUGGGGUCCGUGUUCAUCAGGUUGUGUGCUUAGGUGUGGUACAGUAUAAUGCUCACGCCAGCUGUGUUUACAGGAGUGCGACAGGACGCAGCUGUGAUCAACCAAAGACAUUUAGACGGGCUAUAAAGCAAAAAGGGGAGGUCACUUUCCUUUUUUCCCUAGAAAGUAAUACUGUUCCUUGGAUACUGUACCUUUCAUUUCCUUCCGCGAAGAAACAUUCCACGGGAUUCUUAGCUCUUGUGUGUGUGUGUGUGUGUGUGUGUGUGUGUGUGUGUGUGUGUGUGUGUGUGUGUGCGUGCGUAUACCAAGGCACUGCGAUCAAACUCUCAGAGAACUUCUGCACACCGUUCUUUAAUUUUGUGCGUGAGGUCGAGUUGGUGUAACAUACUUGUUGCUUAUAUACUCACACUUGUUUGUGCGUGCGUGCAAUUGUAUCUGUGUUUUCACGCAAGUGUGUGUGUUUUAUGAGUGUAUGUUUGUGGCGCAAAGAAAUCAAUCUUCACUUGUGAGCUGUGACUUCCUUUGGACCCCUCGCUGGAUGGCGACCGGACGUUUACGUGCGGAUGUUUGGACUAACCACGUUACUUCAUUUGGCCUGAAAAACUUUGUUAGGCCGUGCGUGCUUUGAAUGGUCAUCGUAUUGCCUUGCAGCUUUGACGUUACGUGGCUUUCCAGAGCACUCGUUUCCUUUCUUGCUCAAGUCUACACGAAUACUUACAAGGACUGUUUCAGCUGUUUUGUGCUUCGUUUGUGCAAGAAGCACUGUUUUGUUAUUUUCGUCACGCGUGAAGAGAGGUUUUCGAGGAGGAUGCUGUAUGUAUACAAGACAAAGUAAAGUACUAUUUCUAAGUUUUCGUUUCUACUGGUCAUAGUCGGGUGCUUCUUUAUGCUUCACUCGACACAACUUUUUAUGGUUUCAGUGCGUCGAAUAGACAUUAAAGCGUCCACGAUGUUGUAUAAAAAACACUUGCAGUUUCAUUUGUCUUCAAAUAUCUAUCAAAGAGAGUAAAAAUAAAGUAUUGUUCCGUGCA